Molecule: messenger RNA, 2091 nt
Organism: Dendronephthya gigantea
Lineage: Eukaryota; Metazoa; Cnidaria; Anthozoa; Malacalcyonacea; Nephtheidae
Exons: 2
Coding region: 1-2091 (696 amino acids)
Molecular function (GO): zinc ion binding; nucleic acid binding
Source: RefSeq, a predicted model, not a curated record
AUGAAACAACAGAGUGAGAAACUGCGCGAAAUUGAACUCCAGAAAGCUGAGGAUAAGGAUGGAGGAAUUGAAGAAGAAAAGCGUAGGAAACGUUAUGAGGAAGAGAUGGCACUCGAGGGAGCUAAACUAGAAAUGAAACGGAAGUUUGAAAGGGGAUUAGAGGAAGUUAAAAUGAAGUCUGCAAGCCAAUGCAAUUCUGCCAAGCUGCCCAAGUUAGUAAUAUCUAAAUUCCAAGGAACUCACUUGGAUUGGCAGAGAUUCUGGGGGCAAUUUGAAAAAGAAAUUGACAAGGCAGAGAUCAGCCCCAUUACCAAGCUGUCCUACCUCAAAGAGUUGCUUAUUCCUAAGGUCCGUGCAUUCAUUGAUGGUCUGCCCUUUUCUACCGAAGGGUAUGAAAGAGCGAAAACUAUCCUAAAGACGCGGUAUGGGAAAGAAAGUGAAGUUGCAAAUGCCCAUAUGCAGAGCAUUAUUUCCUUACCAACCAUAUCUGGGUCCGAUGCAAGGAAAAUCAAUCGUUUCUUUGAAACACUGGUUGCAAAUACACAAGCAUUAGAAACCAUGGGGAAGCUGAACGAAGUAAAGGGGUUUGCACGAAGCACGCUGGAUAAAUUACCAGGCAUACGGGCAGACUUGGUACGAUCAGAUGACAAUUGGCAAGAUUGGGGAUUUGGUGAGACGGUCGAAGCACUGCGAAAAUGGUGUGUGAGGAACCCCAUAUCAGAAGAAGACCGUAAGUCAGAUCACAAGGGUACCAGCCAUUAUCAACAAAAAUCUGGAAAGUUCUUACAUGCCAAGCAGGAAUCAUGGAAACCAAGACUGUGUGUGUUCUGUGAGUCAACCCUACACAAGUCCGUAGACUGCGACCAAGUUGUGGACAUUACAUCUCGAAAGAAGAUCUUGUUAGAGAAAAAACUAUGUUUCAACUGCACUGGUGUAAAACAUCGAGCAUCCGAAUGUCGAAGUAAAACAACUUGCUUUCGGUGUAAUGCGAAACAUCACACCUCUAUUUGUGAUGACCAAGGAAGUGCAACUAAACAAAUGAUGUUGGCUACUGGUAAAGGGAGGGUGAUAUAUCCAGUUGUUGUAGCGGUUGUCAAUGGGAUAAAAUGCAGGGCCCUCUUGGACACAAGAGCUGGCAGUUCGUAUAUCUCUGCAGAUUUGGUAAAGCUUCUAAGGAAACAGCUUUCACGAACUGAGUACCGGCAUAUUGAUAUGAUGAUGUCAUCGACAAUUCAGAGAAUUGAGAUCUAUGAUGUGAUUGUGGCUGAUGUUAGAGGAAAGUUUGAAAUGAAAACCCAAAAUCCUGCAGACCUUGGUGGCCGUGGAUGUUUACCAAAUAACCUGACCGAGUCAUGGUUGAAUGGACCAGAUUGGCUGCCUUAUCCCGAUCAAUGGCCUGAGGACAUAGUUGCACAACCCGGUAAAGAGUCGGAAUCUGAAGUUAAGUUGGUCAAGAAUUUGUUUGCUGCAGUUGUAGAAGUCAAAGAAGAAGUGGAUGAACUGCUGCAAAAGCACACUUUCUGGAAAUCUGUUCGUAUCCUCGGUUGGAUAACCAGAUUUGUAAACAACUUCAGGGCAACGCUGGGCAAGACUCGGAAACAAAGUGAUCCGCUGACAACAACUGAAACCGAAACUCAAGUGGAGUUGCUCGUGAAGAAAUUCACCGAAAGACAAAUCGAAACGGAACAAUUUAAGAACGAUCAGCUAAGACUUAAUCUUCAAAGAAACGUAAAUGGUCUAUUUGAAUGCCGCGGAAGAAUCCAAGGCUUGUAUCCAAUUUAUGUACCGCUUGCCACGUUGCUCAGUGAGAAAAUGAUUGAAGAUGCUCACGUCGAAACGUUGCAUGGGGGAGUUGGGUUAACCAUGACCCGGUUACGUCAGCGUUACUGGAUACCAAGACUUCGCCAGUCAACAAAGAAAGUGAUUGCGGGCUGUUACGGGUGCACGCGUUUCCAGGCAACUGCCUAUCAUAAUCCACCAGUUGGAAAUCUGCCGCUCGACAGAACUGUUGGAUCAAUUCCCUUCGAAGUUCUUGGUGUCGACUAUGCUGGGCCCCUUAUCUAUAAGAUCAAUAAGACGAAAGAUUUUUAA